Molecule: messenger RNA, 1982 nt
Organism: Tribolium castaneum (red flour beetle)
Lineage: Eukaryota; Metazoa; Arthropoda; Insecta; Coleoptera; Tenebrionidae
Product: mucin-2
Exons: 3
Coding region: 126-1943 (605 amino acids)
Source: RefSeq, a predicted model, not a curated record
GAAGUUAAUAUCUCUUGUAUUCGUCAUAAAGUGACCUUUAAGUAUCAAACUGAAUUCGCAGUACUAACACUGCAGUCUGAUAUUUAAGUGAGACGUUAAAUGGUCGUAAUUACACUUAAUCCAACAUGGAAUGUGUAAAAACAUGCUUCUUGAUAUUUGUUCUUUUAACGUUUGUUGAAUUGUACCAGUGUGGACGUUAUGGGGGAUCUUACGACGACGAGAUUCAAUCAACUGUGGGCCCUGAUAAUUGGGGGUCAGGACUCCAAGCACUUGCUUACCAAUCAAAAACCACAAGGAGGAGCAGAACCACACCACGAAGAACAAACCCUCCAACAACACCACAAAGGGUUAGAACUACAGCCCGGAGAACAAACCCUCCAACAACACCACGAAGAACUACCCAACGAUGGGUGGAGGUAACAACCAGAAGACCCACAACAACCAGAAGGUCCACAACAACCAGAAGGUCCACAACUCCCAGACGUACCCAACCAACAACAAGGCCUUGGGUAACUGUUACAACAAGAAAGACUACAACUACCAGACGUUGGAUAAGUGUUACAACUAGAAAGCCUACAACUACAAGACGUACCCAACCCCCAACUACACCCCGACCUCGACUGACUACCACAACCCCUAGACGAACAUACCCAACUCCAACUCCAACCCCUUGGUGGAAAACUAAAAGUACCACCAGAUGGACACCACCCACUAGAACCGUUACAACACGAAGGCCUAAAACGACCACUAAACCAUAUUACAAGAAAGACAUGUCUUGGGUUGACUUACCACCUCCUCCUGGAUCAAAAGUUAAACAUGGGAAAACAACAAUUAAAAUCGUCAACAAAUACAAUUACCACUACCCCGGCUUUUACACAAUUCCCGUUCAACACCCACACUACCAUGGGUACUACCAAACUUACUCAACCUACCACUACACUACUUCUGAUACCGGAAGUGGUAUUCUUGGAUUUUACUUGGGGUAUAAGUUGGGUAAAUUAUCAACACCCACAUACUCACACGAGUCAUUCUAUGAUGGAUACCGCCCACGGUAUGACCAUUACACAAUCCAUCAUUACUACCAUAACGCCCAAGCCAUUCCUAAAAGACAAGAAAUUGUUUCCAAUGCUAUUAUUGGUUGUGUUGGAGAUAGUACUACUGUAUGUCCAGCUAAUACAACAUCACUUUGUACCAGCGAUGGUACCUUAAUGUGUGUGGUGGCUGCUACAGCUCUGAUUACUUGUAAAGACGCUAACAAUCAAAUGGUAAGUUGUACGAGUAGUACCAUGUCUUGCGUCAACAAUACAGCACCGGAAUGUGUUGGUACUAACAAGCCUAAUGUCGUGGUGAAUAUACCAUGCUUAUCGACGGCCGAUAUUCACGGUGAUAUCAAAUUUGUCAACAAUACCAUUGUAAAAAAUACGGUACCACCAAAUAAUACCACCACAGAAAGGAUGAGCUAUGGUAGUACUUAUGGUUCUGUGCCUUUAAUUAACAAUAAUCAAACACUUAAUGGUACCACAAAUCGUGCAAAUCUCAAUGGGACUGAAGGAGAAAUGAAAUAUAUCAACAACAAUGAAACUUUAGCCAUAAGUAAUGGUACCAUAAAUGGUACUGAAGUAAUUCCAGGAAGCAUAAAAUAUGUUAAUAAUAACGAAACUCUGGCUACACUUAAUGGUACUACAAAUCUCAAUGGUACUGAAGGCGGUUCAGGAGGAAUGAAAUAUGUUGAUAAUAACGAAACACUGUCUCUUUCCACAACUCCAAGUAGUACUACUUCGGAGUACUGGAAAUGGAAGCGAUCAGUACCUCAAGCAUCUCAACAGUUUUGUGUCACAAUAGUGGCAUCACCUGCGAAGAGAGAGCCAACACAAGGAGAAGAAUUUUUGGCAGAAGCCAACAGUCUAUUGCGAAAAUUCAUCGAAACUGCUUGGAAUCUCUAGUGUGAAAGUUGCUUUAAUAAAAAUUACCCUCGAUUAAGA